Sinocyclocheilus anshuiensis is the source of this 3386-nucleotide messenger RNA. Its product is annotated as probable serine/threonine-protein kinase irlC. Gene Ontology annotation, molecular function: RNA endonuclease activity; protein serine/threonine kinase activity; ATP binding. Bases 123 to 2819 code for a protein of 898 amino acids. Gene Ontology annotation, cellular component: IRE1-TRAF2-ASK1 complex. Gene Ontology annotation, biological process: protein phosphorylation; intrinsic apoptotic signaling pathway in response to endoplasmic reticulum stress; IRE1-mediated unfolded protein response. Lineage: Eukaryota; Metazoa; Chordata; Actinopteri; Cypriniformes; Cyprinidae. The record is from RefSeq and is a predicted model, not a curated record. The transcript has 7 exons.
AGUUAUCGGAUAUCAGUAUCAAGAUCGAUGUCAACGACGCAGAUACCAAUACGAUAGGCCUGAAUGGAAAGUUUGUGUGAUAUCUGGGAAUAAAAUAGAUUGUAAUAAACAUUUAAAGAUCCAUGGCAAACCCAUUUUCAGUAUUUUCAGUUCCAUUAUUUUUUUUAGAAGGACCUAAAAUAACAGACCCCCUAAUACAAUGCAUCAUAGACAACAAGUUAAAGAAACUUUGCAAAUUAAUCGGAGGCAGAGAUAUUAAUGGACUGUACCCUUCUAAAGACUGGAAGGAUGAUGUUACUCCAUUAUCUGCAGCAGUUUUAUGCAGAAAUGAAGAAAUCUGCUCUUAUCUACUUGAAGAGUCAGCUGAUCCAAACAAACCCUCAACAAUUGGACUAACUCCUCUACAUUACGCUGCUUUAACUGGAGUUCCACUGACUAUUGUGAAAAGAUUACUUGCAGCAAAAGCUGAUCCAGAUAGACGAGGAUCACAAAUGUGCACUCCACUGCAAUGUGCUGUUGAUCGUGACUAUGAAGACAUUGUGAAAGCACUUAUAGAGGCUGGAGCUUCACCUGAAAAGAGCAUUGGGUUGAAUCCAGAGCUUAAUAAAAAACUGGAGAGAACGAUUCAUCAAUUAUCUUCACAGGGUGAAGUGUUUGAGAAAGUACAUCUAUUUUUCUCUCUUUCUCGUGCUCUACGAACAAACAAUCUUUGUCGAAGCUAUAACGAACAUUUCUUUCAAGAGCAUCCUUUCAAUCAUACUGUUCUGCUUGAGCUCUACUUUAGUGUCGUUGAUAUGGAGCAGUAUCAUCACAUCGCCAUCAAAUGGUUAAAAGACACAAAGAGUGCAGACAGAUACAUGGAGGGAGUCAUCAAGCGCUUCCCAAGAAUCCCUCAGGAACACUGGCCAAAUGCACUGGACUGCUUAAAUGCUGCUUUGUGUGUCAGUGAAAGUGUUUCUCCUCAGGUAUUCAGUGAUCUUGUGCCAAUUCUAACUAAAAGUCUUCAGGACUCUGGAAACACAGACGGUGAAACAGUCAGUUUGAUACUCAAAAUACUCAAUGUCAUGAUGCAGAAGACGUCUGAGCAGAAACUGAGUAUGAAUCUUUCCGUCUAUGAGAAGUUGUGCAAAAGUCUGUUGCCUCUCACACGUCCUGAUUAUUCAAGUCUCAUUGGAGUUUGGACAUAUGGACUGUUUGCCUAUAUAAAUGACUUCACUCCUAAACUUGUAGCAUUUUGUGGAUUGUCACCCGUCCCAGAGAUGAUACUUAUCAAAGCAGAGACAGAGAUGGAUAAAGUCAUGAAAAAAAAGCUGCAAAAGUUGGAUGAAUCACUGAGACAUCCAACAGGUUCGAGUGCAGUGGAUAGUUUAUGUGAGGAGACUGCAGCUCUAUCAACAAGCAGGAAGAAGAAGAAAAAGAAAAAGAAGAAAAAAAUCCAGCAAGAAGAAGGAUCACAAGAAAGUGAGCAGCAAGAUAAAGAGGACACUGUAGUGACAUCCAUUGAGGAAUCAAGUCCCAGUGUGCAGCCGUUCACACAACCUAAUGAAACCCCAAAUAUCCCAAGAAGGUGGCAUCAAACCAGCUGUCGUUGGAGGUCCAAGCUUGAGAAGCUAGCUAACAUUGAUGCUAGCAAGACAUACAGACCGCCAGGUCUUACUCUUGUUCUUGACCCCGAAUUUCUGAUCGCUAAGGGAAGUGAUGGAACAGAAGUUUACCUUGGAUUGAGGGAUGAUGGCACUGAGGUGGCUGUGAAACAAAUGAUUAAGUCUAAUUACCAAGUCCUCAAAAACGAGGAGGAAUUUCUACGACUCCCAGAACUUGAUGAUCCCUCUAUCGUGCGAUAUGUGGACUUCGCUGAAGAUGACAAUUUCGGAUAUCUUGUUCUUCAGCUUUGUGAGUACACACUGGAGGAAUAUAUCCAAGAUCAUUUACCAGAUGACAGCGCUGAGAGAUCUUUGGUUCUGAAGAAGCUGGUGAAGGAAGUUCUCUGCAGCUUACAGGUUUUACACGACAAGAAGACCAAAGUGCUCCAUCGAGACAUCAAACCCCAGAAUGUCCUGAUUGACAUAAAAGGACAAGCCAGAUUGGCUGAUUUUGGCAUAAGUCGCCGACUGAAACACGGCGAAACCACUUUACGAACAAGCAUCGCUGGAACUAGAUGCUGGAAGGCAAAGGAAAACAUACAUGAGAAAGUCAACACUGGCUACAAGAGGAGCUCCGACAUUCAGGUUGCUGGGAUGUUAGUGUACUACAUUCUCUCUGGAGGACAACAUCCAUUUGGUGAACAACCAUUUUGUGAAGUCAACAUUUUACAAGGAAGAUACUCACUGGAUCAUCUGGAUAAUGAUGUAGCGAAGGAUCUCGUCGAGUGGAUGAUAAAUGAAGAUCCAAACAACAGACCAACUGUGGAGCAAACCCUCGCACACCCCUUCGUCUGGACUGAUGACAGGAGAGUGGAGUAUUUGAAAAAAAUGGGGAACCAGAAAGAGGUUAACAACUAUCGUAAUGUUGAUGAGGAGCUCCUUCAAGCCGCUGAAAAAUACACAGAGGGGAAAAGCUUUUCUGAAUGGAAGACUAAAUUUCCAUCUGAGAUUGUCCAGAAACUGGAUGGUAAGAAGAAAGCCUAUCCUGAGAACACACUGGGCCUGCUGCGAUUUAUACGCAACCUACACGAGCAUUAUGCAGAGGACGCGGAGAGCAUCAGCCUGAUGGCUUCAUUCCCUGAUCUGUUUGGGAGUGUGUUCAUGUUUGCGAAGGAGAGAGGAUGGAACUCCAGAGCGAGUCUGAAAAAGUUCUUCAGCUCAGCUCCACAGAUCUGAUUGUUGUAUUUUUGGUUUCAGUAUGUACAUUGAUUCUACAUCAUGAAUGAGUUUAAAUGUAUGGAUAAAUGUAGAUUCAUUGUUUUCAUGAAAUGAGGCCCUGACAGCUGAAAAACUCUGACACCUGAGGAGACAAAAUAUACCAAAAUAUACCAAGAGUAUGUAGUGCAUUUUUAAACUGGCUAAUUUGUUUAAUCUCAGAUAUUGAUUUAUCUUGUGGAAAAUAUGUAGAUGUUACAGAGCUUCCUCAUGGCAGUACUAAAUAACAACAACAAAAAAACAAAUUAUCACACUUCAUAAAAAUUAUAAACAUUUUACAGAUUCUACACUCUAAAAAUGCUGGGUUAAAAACAGCCAUUUCUGGCUUUGGCAACUAAGUGCUGGGUAAAUAUUGGACAGAACACAUGCUGGGUUAUUUUAACGCAGCUUGUUGGCUUUUAUACAUUAACCCAUUUGCUUGUUGUUUUGACAUAGUGCUGCUGGGUUCCCAAACGAUUAAACGUUGUAAUUAAAAGGAAAGUUGAUGUGACAGAGUGUUAAACAUGCCUCUGCCCCAACUUUUUUGGA